GGCAGUCAGUGUUGUUCGACAAUCGACGGUGGCGGCACGAGCCGAGGGCGUCCGACUGAGGGCAGGUGACGAGUGGCGAGUGUGGAGUGGCGGAGUGACAGAGGAGUGAGCCGAGAGGCGGAGUUGGUGUCGGAGGAGUGGACAGGGCGGCUGGUGAGGUCACUCGGGCAGUGCGCUGUCCGGAGGAGAUGUAGGUGACCUGACCCGACCUGGUGUGAUCGGACUCUGUCAGAGGAGCAGGGAUGGAGGGGACGCGCCUGUUUGCGGCCUGCGUGGGCCUCAUGCUCUCCUGCACCUACGCCAACUAUGGAUCGUGGAUGAAUCUGGGCAUGCAGGGUCUGGACGUGUGGCGGAAUCCACAGAUCUACGUGGUGGGCACAUCUCCGCUGUGUGGCCGCAUCCCCGGCCUCAGUCCGGGUCAGAGGAAGCUCUGCCAGCUCCGGCAGGACCACAUGAGCAGCGUGGGCCGCGGCGCUCGGGCGGGUAUCGCCGAGUGCCAGCACCAGUUUCGGCACAGUCGCUGGAACUGCUCCACAGUGGACGACUCGUCCGUGUUCGGGCCCGUCCUCCAGAUUCCGUCCCGGGAGGCGGCGUUCGCGCACUCGAUCGCCGCUGCCGGCGUGGUGAUGUCGGUGGCCCGCUCGUGCCGGGACGGGCAGCUGGCCUCGUGCGGGUGCUCGCAGGCGGCGCGGCCCGACCACCUCGACGACGAGUGGGUGUGGGGCGGCUGCGGCGACAACAUCCACUACGGAUACAGGUUUGCAAAAGGAUUCGUAGACGUUCGGGAAAAGGAGAAGAAGCACAAGCGCGGCUCGGUGAAGUUCGCCAGGUCUCGGAUGAACAUUCACAAUAACGAGGCGGGACGGCGGUCGGUGAUUGCGCUGACCAAGCUGAACUGCAAGUGUCACGGCGUGUCCGGCUCGUGCUCGGCCGUCACCUGCUGGCAGCGGCUGCCCGCCUUCAGAGAAGUCGGUGACCUGCUCAAGGACAAGUACGACGGCGCCACGGAGGUGACCGUGACCCGGCGGGGUCGGCUGCGGGUCACGGACCGACGCUACCGGCGACCCACCCCCGAGGACCUGGUCUACAUCCAGGAGAGUCCCGACUACUGCCGCAAGAACAGCACGCUCGGCUCGUCAGGCACCACGGGCCGCACCUGCGACCGCACCUCGCAGGGCACGGACGGCUGCGGCCUGCUCUGCUGCGGCCGCGGCUACAACACCCAGCACGUCACCGUGGCGGAGCGCUGCAGCUGCAAGUUCAUCUGGUGCUGCAAGGUGCAGUGUAAGACGUGCCGUCGGGAGCGCACCAUCCACACGUGCAAGUGAGCGAGUGAGAACGGCCACCGGCGGACACCGGUAACCGGUGACCGAUACACUGGCCGAGCGAGUCUCAAAGUGUGAGAAAACACUGAACACUGAAGACAGAGUCGGUGCGUGGUUCAACGGAACCGGACACUAAAUACACAGAAUAAUGUUGUACAGAGUGUCGAUACGUGAAAACGAUGUUCAAAUAGUCGUCAGCGGAGUGAAUUUCGCGGCGCUGACGCCAGAGAGAAGUCUAACAUUUAGGGCGGCAUGGCCUGGCUCCUCGCUGUGGAGCUGCUGCCGAGGAGCCGUGUACAGAGCCGCUCUCUGCCGUCCGGGCCGGGCCGCGGUGCGCGGUGGCCGCCCGGGAGCCGCCGUCCCAUCCCGGGGUGCGAGCGAGCGAGCGCCUCCCAGGGCGCCGCUCAAAAGACCGAUCGAUCAAAGAGCAUUCUUGCAUUUGCCAAUCAUGCCGUGCGGCGUAUUGUGUGUAAAUGUGUGCCGUGCGCGUGGCUGCGGUUCGCAGGCGGAGCGGCCGACUGGCCGGUUUGUACGAAUGUCUGUAAUAUUAACUGUGUAAACGUCGUGUGAAUGUACCGUCAAUAUAUGGAGGAAGUCGCGCGAACAACUGUGUCCGCACUCUGCUUUAUGAGUUCAUUCGUGUUGAAGUCCAAUACAUGAUGAUAGAUAGUGAACACA
Molecule: messenger RNA, 2003 nt
Organism: Amphibalanus amphitrite
Lineage: Eukaryota; Metazoa; Arthropoda; Thecostraca; Balanomorpha; Balanidae
Product: protein Wnt-5b-like
Exons: 8
Coding region: 243-1328 (361 amino acids)
Biological process (GO): neuron differentiation; canonical Wnt signaling pathway; multicellular organism development
Cellular component (GO): extracellular region
Molecular function (GO): cytokine activity; frizzled binding
Source: RefSeq, a predicted model, not a curated record